This is a messenger RNA of Oncorhynchus mykiss (rainbow trout), 4638 nucleotides long. It is a transcript of the gene sp9, whose product is annotated as sp9 transcription factor. Gene Ontology annotation, molecular function: DNA-binding transcription factor activity, RNA polymerase II-specific; RNA polymerase II cis-regulatory region sequence-specific DNA binding. Lineage: Eukaryota; Metazoa; Chordata; Actinopteri; Salmoniformes; Salmonidae. The record is from RefSeq and is a predicted model, not a curated record. Gene Ontology annotation, biological process: regulation of transcription by RNA polymerase II.
CGAGCCAAGAGAGAAAUCGUGUGACUACGAAAAAGCACAGUGCCUGAGUCGAAUUGGAAAAGUACACUAUUGCAGAAUUUUGACCAAUUCAACAUAGCAAAGGCCCUGGAUAUGGCUACGUCUAUACUUGGGGAAGAACCACGAUUUGGAACUACCCCUCUAGCUAUGCUGGCUGCUACUUGUAACAAAAUUGGCAAUACCAGUCCCCUUACCACUCUACCUGAUUCCAGUGCGUUUUCAAAAGGCGGAUUUCAUCCUUGGAAAAGAACCUCCUCUAGUUGCAACUUGGGAUCCAGUCUCCCUGGAUUCACUGUAGCAACAAGCCGCGGAUCGACCGGACUAACAUCAACUACUGGCACAGGCAACAGCGCGUUCUGCUUAGCCUCCACCUCCCCGACCUCCUCUGCGUUUUCCACAGAGUACAGCAGUCUGUUUUCCAACUCUGCGAGCAUUUCGUCCCAAGAGUCUGGGCAAUCCGCCUUCAUCUCCAAAGUCCACACAUCAGCAGAAACCCUGUAUCCGAGGGUAGGGAUGGCACAUCCGUAUGAGUCGUGGUACAAGUCUGGUUUCCAUUCAACCAUCUCGGGCGAUGUUACGAACGGAGCGUCCGCGUGGUGGGACGUUCACGCCAACCCUGGCUCAUGGCUCGAGGUCCAGAACCCUGCAAGCUCACUGCAGACCUCCCUGCAUUCCGGGACCCCCCAAGCCAUACACUCUCAGCUCAGUGGCUAUAACCCUGACUUCUCCACUUUGACACACUCGGCAUUCAGCUCAACCGGUAUAAGUCCCACGGCAUCUCAUCUCCUAUCAACUGGCCAACACCUAUUAACACAAGAGGGAUUCAAAACAGUCAUUCCAUCAUACACGGACGCCUCUGCCGCCAACGCUAUGAUUUCAGGUUCCAGUUCUGGUUCCUCAAGGUCAUCCAGGAGGUACUCCGGCAGAGCCACAUGCGACUGUCCGAACUGUCAGGAGGCUGAGCGGCUCGGGCCUGCAGGGGCCAGCCUACGGAGGAAAGGACUUCACAGUUGUCACAUUCCUGGCUGCGGUAAGGUGUAUGGCAAAACCUCUCACCUUAAAGCCCAUUUGAGAUGGCAUACUGGCGAGCGGCCCUUUGUCUGCAAUUGGCUUUUUUGUGGCAAAAGGUUUACAAGAUCAGAUGAACUUCAGAGACACCUCCGUACCCACACCGGUGAGAAAAGGUUUGCUUGCCCAGUCUGCAACAAGCGCUUUAUGAGGAGCGACCAUUUGAGCAAGCACAUUAAAACCCACACUGCCGGCGGUGGAGAAGGUAAAAAGGGAAGCGACAGUGACACCGACACCAGUAACCUGGAGACCCCCAGGUCCGAGUCCCCAGAACUCAUUUUAGACGGGGUAAACCCCAGAAUCACGAUCAAGGACCCAUCUCCUCAUGACGAGCCCUGAAGGCUGUUAUUUGAAUGACUUCGAAACCAACUUUAUAAAGCAAAUGACCAGUAGGCAUCAAAACUGGCACAUGUAAUAAAAAACGGGCCUAAGGUUUGAGAGACAGUAUUGGAGGAAACAAUUAUUUUAGGCAAAGCAUUUGAAAACUAAAAAUAAUUAGAUCUUACCACCAUAUUGAUUGAAUGUUCAACUCGUUAUUAACCAUCAAACGAAAAGCAGAAUUAUUCUAUAGGCUAUUGUAAGAAAAUGACUAUAAAGCUGUCAACUUAAAAAUGAGCUGGAGGACAUUUUAAACGGACCAGUGCGUAAAAGGGGUAAGUUAACCGAAAUGAACUUGGUUGGCCCAUGUGAGUCGCCAUCAUCUUGUACAUAUUGGCAACAAACAAUGUGUUCUUUUCAUGUAAAUGUUAAUUAUGAUUGUUUUAUUCGUGUUUGGGAUCCUGAAAUUCAGGGAGUUUACUUUUAACGCACUUUGUGGAUAUGUAUGUACACAGCUUUUUAAAAAUUCAGUUAACCAUUUAAUUUCUUUGCUAAAAAUAUAUAAAUGUUUACUUGUAUAAAAUCACACGUACAAGCCUUUCAUUUUGUCAUAAUUAAAAUGAUGUAAAAUCUGAGGCAGUAGUCAUGUGAUGGGAAUGUUUUACUAUCUUGUGUCCCAUAUUUGUUUUCAUUAUUCCAAAUUAAAAUAAAUGAUGAAAAAGGGUAAUUGAUUUGAUCGUAAAUAAAUACGAUUGCCAAACGUAAAAUGUAGAUAAGCAAGAGUGUUCAUUACAUCAAAUCAAUCAUAUAUUGCUGAUAUAGGCAAUCGCACAUAGACUUGCAUUCUCUCUGAGGAAUAAAUCAAUAGGCAUAGUAAAUGGCCGGAAAAUACAUUUCAUGCCCAAAUGAAAAUCGUGUUAAAUGGUAUUAAUUAUGACUUGGAGCACAUCGCAGCCCCCAUGUGUCUUGUAUUUGCGAUUAGGGAUUCGUGUCUUAUCAAAUAUCUGAUUAAUCUCCGAGACAAUCAUUUGUUCAGCUUUACUUUAUCUGGGGGCUUCCGAGGGGGUUUUGAUGACAAAAGGACUCCUGAAUAUUUAUUUUAAUUGUCCAAAUUAACUGCUUUAAUUUGCAUGUCAAACGGAAAGAUUGCAGUCCAAUAAUAAGGACACAGCAUCUCUAAGCUUUCCUAGAAACUAUACACUUGAUUUGAUGUUAUGGGAACUGUUUAAAAAAAAAAAAAAAAAAGGAAAGAAGAAGGGGUAAAAAGCCAUAUGCAAAUGUUGAAUUUGAAAUGCUCUUGUCGCGGCGCAGUCAAAUGGUCCCUGCGUGUUAUUUGAAUAUCAGUGGCCCCGUACUGAAAGGGUUCAAGGAUGCUCUCUGAAUUCUUUGUGCUUACCCAGUGCAGCGUCCGAUCUCAAAGAAAAACCCGGGGAAUAAUUACAGCGUGAGCCCAGGCCUGGGAAUACAUUAGGGAGAGGCAUCUCAUCCAGACAACCUCUUCAUGAAGAGGAAGUUCAAUUGACCAGAAGGCAAUGGAGGGAAAUUAUUUUCAUUUCCUUUUGUGUGGCUGGGUUUAAAAGAGAGAGAUCAGGAAAAUAACGACCAAAAAUAACAUUGACAUGUUCUAUAAUGAUCACCAAAUUUGAGUUCACGAAUAAACAACUAAAACUGAAGACUAAAAUGCCUAAAAAAAACAAAGGCAUAUAUCAUAUAUUUAGCAUUUAAUAUCAAUGUGACAUUUUAAAUGCGCAGGCAUGAUUUAAAAUAAAAUAGACCCAUUCAAAAUCAGGCUACUAUAAUAUAGACUAACAAAUAAUACAUCAAUGCAACCCGCAGUUGCAAGUGUGCUUAUUUUUUAAAUUAUAAAUUAGCUGUUUAUUUGCAGUGACUUUCUGAUGUUAUUUUUUCUUCUUCUGGAAAAUAUUUUUCAUAAAACAUUUAGUAUUAUACUGUAAAUCAUUAACAUAGUUUGCAAUUAUAUGGCUACAAUAGGUGGUUCAAAUCAAAACGAUAAGUGCGUCCAAAUGCUUUUGGGAGAGAGACGCCUGGUGUUGCGGACAGUAAGUGCUGUCAGUUAGCGCUUUGUUGCUUUCCCUGGAAUGCCCUCUCACUGAGCAUUAGGCAGAAGUCAUCUUUGUUUUCAAGCCACAAUAAAAGAGAGAGAUCAAAGAAGAGAACCAGUGCGACGUUACGGGACACAUUUCGCUGCUAAAGGGCUCACGCCAUUCUCCUCGUCCCCAGGGUAAAAACAAUGUCCGUCAUCUCACAAUGGAAGAUGGCAAAAAUAUUUUUCUUGUGAUAAUGACAAAAUUACAAUUAAUCAAACCAAUUGGAUAGCCUAAAGCAUUUGAAGUAUAGGCUUAUAGAUGCACACCUCCCUGCAUUAUUGGAGGUAAAUUGGCUACACAGAAUAUACAAAUCUGAAGCGACUGAAACAAAACGUGCAAGUAAUUCUCGACUUUUUUUUAUCAGGAAUGAUCAAAGCAUAUCAUAUCGACAUUAGUUAUCCAUCUAAGCUAAUUGCUAUGGCUUUUCCAAAAAUAUAUGGCUCCCAAACAAAUACGGACUCGUAGGUUACACUGUUCAUUAGGUCAAAUGAACCCCAAUGACCUCAUGGUUUCUUCGGUUUUGUCCAUCAUGGUGAUCUUGUCAUGCAGGCAGCUUACAAGUAAUAUCUAAAGGCCAAUAGGCACGCAGUGUUGUGUAAAUCAUGCAUUGAGUUUUACACUAAAGGUAAAAUUACAUGCAUCGACUUCAAUUCGGAAUUGGGUCUUCAGUGUUAAACAUUUGAAACAAACUUGAGUUCUACACACUAAUCACGUAUGCAGGCAUACUCAUAUGGAUCGCAUAGGCUACUGAACACUCAAGAGAUUGAAUGUCAUUAGUCAACCAUGCUCCUGUUUAGGGCACUUGUUGCAAAAUACCAUUGUGAAACAAGCUACAUAAUUAGGCUAGACUUGUAACAAAUGUGAUGAAACACGGUUACAAGCAUGUGGGAACAUAACAGUUUCCCACUGGGCACAGACACAAUUUGUUUUGUUCAGUAAUGUCUAGUUCUGAUUUACAUUUGGUUGAGUUGUCAACUAAUGUGAUAUAAACAAAACAAUUUACCAUGCCAUUUGAUUUAGGGUAAAAGUUGGGUGAAAAAAAUACCAAAUCCAUUACUUUGACAAUCAGUUUUCGACGUUGGUUCAACGUCACAUAAUGUUGUUGUUUAAAUAACAUUGAUUCAAA